AUGAAUAUUUUAAAGAACAGUACAAGUCUUAGGUUACAAUCGCUUGAUCUGAGCGGUAAUCCAUGGCACUGUGACUGUGAACAACUUUCAUUCUUACCCGAGGUGGCUCGGUUCCUGAAUUUGACUGAUUUGGUGUGUGCUACACCAGAGGAAUAUGCGCUGAAGCUGAUUGUUGAAUUG
This is a messenger RNA of Anisakis simplex (herring worm), 180 nucleotides long. NCBI's taxonomy places the organism in Eukaryota, Metazoa, Nematoda, Chromadorea, Rhabditida, Anisakidae. The record is from the annotation of a GenBank genome assembly.